AUGCAAUCAACCGAAAUUCUACCCCCUGUUGCGAGAGGCCGUAUGAGUCUGCAAUUUUCUCCGCCUUACAAGAGGGGUGAUAGUAUUCUACUGGAUAUCAGAGCGUGCAAUCGGAAUUGCUGCACCAAUUACCUUGAACCCCAAUAUCUAUGCUUUUGGACUUAUCUGACGGUCGGCCCACCGGGCCUUCCUACUCAAGAGACGAACAAAACACCCAAUACCACCAAUAGCAGUUACUCUUGGAGGGACAUCAACAGCGUGGGCCACUGGGCCGAGUUUACUCAUGCCCAUAUCUUGCAACGCUACGGGAACUUGCUUCAGUCUGCUGUGAUUUCAAGUGAGCCGAUGCCGACCUCCCCUCCACAGCCCAUCAAAACCGAAGCGAUGUUUGCCGUCCGGUUCACCACUUAUAUCCAAAGUCGGUUGCGUCGUGCGCUGCGAGCUGGGUCCCUGCACCUUGGACCCCAGUCAAACCUAGAUCUUACUCCUAUCACUGUCGAUAUAGGUGACGCAGCGCAGAUCAUUGACAACUUUCGACCAGACAUUGCUUCCAAGCAGGAAGCAUGCAUAAUUGCUCACCAAACCGCUGCCCGGGCGACCUGA
Coccidioides immitis RS is the source of this 603-nucleotide messenger RNA. RefSeq lists its product as uncharacterized. The transcript has 2 exons. Bases 1 to 603 code for a protein of 200 amino acids. The record is from RefSeq and is a predicted model, not a curated record. NCBI's taxonomy places the organism in Eukaryota, Fungi, Ascomycota, Eurotiomycetes, Onygenales, Onygenaceae.